ACGAGAUGGAACCGCAGCGCAUGGGCAUUCGGUACAAGCCGCCGCUGGUGUCCGUGGAGUUCAAGUGCGGCGGCAAGUUGUAUCUACAUGAGAUCGCCAUGGACAAGUACCUCUCCAAUCAUAGCGACGUGGCGGGAAUUGUACGAGCAGUGCAGUUGGACCACGCAGCGUACGUCGACGACGUGUCGACCGCCCAGCUCACACGCCUUGUGCAAAAGCUUUUUCAGAAAGUCAAACCACUUGCGUCACUCCCGGCGGCCGACUACAACAACGUGUCGGAUGCUCAGCUGCAACUUGUCAAAGAGAAAAUGGACUCUGUCUUCCUCUCGAACGUGCUCAAACCUGGCGAUCCUGGCUACGUUUACGACAAACAGAUGGAGUUUCAUCCAACAGAGACCAGCGACUGGGACGAUUAGCGCAAGACUGCCAUCCAUGCGGGUUCCGACGUCGCUCGGUCUCAACAUGAAUGACGAUUUGGACUAACUUGUCUACCGUGUUUGGCACCUACGACGUUCGCCAUGUGCACCGAUAGCAUGCUUGUGCACGUGUACAG
Molecule: messenger RNA, 553 nt
Organism: Aphanomyces invadans
Lineage: Eukaryota; Oomycota; Saprolegniomycetes; Saprolegniales; Verrucalvaceae
Exons: 3
Coding region: 6-416 (136 amino acids)
Biological process (GO): trans-Golgi to periciliary membrane compartment transport; microtubule anchoring at centrosome
Cellular component (GO): centrosome; centriole; ciliary basal body
Source: RefSeq, a predicted model, not a curated record